UUAUUUCGGGAAAUGGUCGAUAGUGAAGCUGGCAGCGAUCGUUGAUGUUUGCGGAACAAAUGUUCAUACAGAUCAAUGAAGUUGAUUUAGUCUGAAAACGGAUCUCUGGAGUCAUGGCUUCUACAUCACAGACUGCCUUGGAAUAUCUGAGCAAUGCCAGAGUUCACCUUGUUGGAAAAUUAAGGAACCACUCAGUAAUUCUUGAGAACUUGUAUCAACAAGGAAUUCUUCAUGAUGAAGAGGUCAGCAAGAUAAAGACAGAGAAAGAUGACUAUGAUAAAAACAGAGCAUUACUGGACUCAGUCAUUAAAAAAGGUGAAGCAUCCUGCUACCAGUUACUGAGGAUUAUUGACCAGACGAGGAGGAGGACCUUAGAGAGACCAAAUAGUGAUGAAACUACGGCUAAAGAGUUUAACCUGCAUCAAUGGAUCUGCUGCUUUUCAUUUAAAGAAGAAGCAGAAACUGAUACAAACUACCUACAAGGGUCAAGACCAUGCCACAGAUAUCAGUCUAAGUUGAAAUCAAAAGGAAAUAAAUUAUCAAAAGAUUUCUGGAAGGCCAGUAAUAAACUUUUUCAGAACAAGAAUCCUGAUCUGUCGUACACUCCACUUGUUUUAGAUACAAAUGAUAGAUGUUCUCCAUCCAAAAUAAAGAAAUGUAAAAACAAGAAAAGCAAACUGAGUCGUCCCAAAAAGUUAAGGACUUACAUUCCAGAAGACAUACCAGAAAUCUCCCCCACUAGACUCCUGGAAAUGGAUAAAGAUAUACUCCUGGUUGGAAAACCUGGAACUGGAAAGACGGCUCUGAGCCAUGAAAUGUUGAGACUGUGGUCAGAGAGAGACGACAAGGAGCUGGAUUACAUGUUUUACUUUGACAUGAGGGAAAUUACCAACAUCCCACUGGACAUGAGUUUGGAGGAUCUUCUGUUUAAUUGUUACAGUGAACCAGAUGAGGGCAGAGAUGAGAUAUUAGAAGAUAUAGAGAGAAACUCUGAAAAUGUCACAAUCAUUUUAGACGGAGUCACUGAUCUCUCUUCAUCGGUUAUGAAGAAACUUGUAGAGAAAGAUCUGCUCUCUGAUGCAAAAAUCAUCAUCACCUGCAGACCAGAUGAUGAGGAAGAUCUCUGUCUAGAAGACUGGUUCAGGGUGGAGGUGAAAGGCUUCAGUGAGGGAACAAUAAAAACAUAUCUGUCUAAAGCACUGGGUGAAGAUCAUCAGGAGGUUCUGAGUAACGUGGAGCUGUUGACUCUUUCUCAUGUUCCAAUGUAUGCUCUGAUGGUGGCCGCCAGCUUUUCAUCAGGUGUCUCUCUGCAGCCCAAAACUGUCACUGAAAUAUACAUCAAUAUUGUUCGGUUUAGUCUCCAGAUGAACAGCAACAGAACCAGGAUGAAGAAUCUCAAUCAGUUCAUCAGAACCAAGAGAGAUGAAAUCAUGUCUCUGGCUGAAGCUGCUUUUUAUGCAACUCAAAGAAAAACUGUGAACCUGGAAGGACUUUCCUUUGAGGACAGCUGCAUCCUUUCCUUCCUGAAAUCACUUGAUGUCAACAUCACUUGUACUAAAAAAGCUGUGAAAUAUGCUUUCCUCCAUUACACCAUGCAGGAGUUCUUUGCUGCUCUGUGGCUUUUAACGAAUCCAGAGAAGAUCAGGGAGGUUUUUCAGCAGAGCUUCACUGAGGAGAUGAAACACAUGAAACAUGUGAUCCCUUUCAUGUGUCAGCUGUUAAAUGAGGAGAACCCCAGUUUGAUGAGCUGUCUGGUUCCAGAUGAAAAGCUAGUAGAAACACAGGAAUGGUUCUUCAAACAGAUGAUUGACACGUUUUUUCAAAAAGCUCAUGACUCUGAGCUUUAUGUUGACACACUGUUCUUAUGCCAAUGUCUGUAUGAGUCCCAGAGCUCUGAAGACUGUAUCGCCUUUCUGGACAAACUGAACUUCCAUCUGAACCUCAGUGGAGAGAAUCUGGACCCUCAUUCCUGCCAAGCUGUGGCCUUUAUUGUCACUCAGUCAAAGGAAAGGAAAAUAAGUCUGAACCUAAAGGAUGUGACGCUAUCUGAACAAGGAAUGAGACAAUUACUUAGAUGCCUUCAACACGUUAAAUGGUGUGACCCUCUGCCUCAGCAGCUGUGGAGGGUUGUCCUUCUCAGUAAUGGGCAGACGGGAUAUAAAACAUUACUGGAUCUCUGUGAAAACCAGCUGCAUCUUUCAGUCGUAGAUAAAAAGAUGCUGUUUGAAAAUGCAGUGAAAGUCAUGCAGAGGGAAGAUGCAAAGGUCACCGUCUGCCUCCACUGGGUCCGAGGAGUUACUGUCUGCCAGAGUCUAAGUGAAUGCCUGUUACAGGCUCUGCCAAAGAUCAGUAAUCUCAGUAAGUGGCCCCUGUCAGCGUAUCCUUUAACAAACAGCCAGUACAGAGUGGUGGACCAGCUGGGCCCCGGCAGGUCAGCGGCUGUCUUCAGCUUCCCCUCCUGCCUACUGGCCGCUGGGACGUUCAGGUUCCUCCUGCUCCAGACUGCGGAGGAGGCCUCGGGUCGGAGUGCUCUCAGUGUCCGGGUGGAGAGCGCAGGGAGGCGGAGAGGCCAGGCUAGAGCUGAGCGGCAGCCCAUGGUUCAGACUGACAGCACCGACUGUUGA
Cyprinodon variegatus (sheepshead minnow) is the source of this 2624-nucleotide messenger RNA. RefSeq names its product NACHT, LRR and PYD domains-containing protein 12-like. The coding region runs from base 114 to 2624 and encodes 836 amino acids. The transcript has 5 exons. The record is from RefSeq and is a predicted model, not a curated record. Gene Ontology annotation, molecular function: ATP hydrolysis activity. Gene Ontology annotation, biological process: regulation of apoptotic process. NCBI's taxonomy places the organism in Eukaryota, Metazoa, Chordata, Actinopteri, Cyprinodontiformes, Cyprinodontidae.